UUUCACCUUUUCUCGCCAUCGUAACUAUCGUGUGGGGCAUCAGGUGAGGCAAGGAAGCCAAAGAAACAAACGAAGUGCCGGAUCCUUUCAUCCUUGUGUGUUGUAUUCAGGGUCAAUGGCAUCCAUGAGGCAGCUGACCCGCGUUGAGGCCACAUCCCGCCUCGACACGCAGAUCGUCACUCUCCUCGAGGGCAUCGACGCCCAGCGUGCAGAGAUCGCAUCCACUUACAACGCGGGCAAACUGCUGACUGACCACGGCGCCUCUGACGGCUCGGCGGCCUCAGCUGCUGACGACCUGCUGGGGCUCAACAUCGGCGGGAGUCUGUGCUCUAUGCGUCGGAAGCACAUGACGCUGGUGGAGGGCACGACGCUCGCAUCGCUCUUCUCGGGCAGAUGGGAUCGGCGAUUCGUCCGCGACGGCGACAGCCGUGUGUUCCUGGACGUCUGUCCCGCUGCGUUUGAGGCCAUCCAAGACGCCAUCUAUGCCGAUGGGAAGGAGGCAGUGGCGCAUUUGAUGGGCGAAGCCGCCAAGAGAAACCACCAAGGUGUGUGCGGGGGCAGAGAAGAAACGAACUAUGCAGGACGAUGGCAUGCAUGUGUGUCCGUGUUUGUAGGGCCGCAUGAUUUCUGGUUCUUGAAGCUGCUCACGAGUCCAGCAUCACAGCACCACCCGCGUGACGACGGGCCUGCAGAUGACCACAUCGACGCUGCAGACAUGCCAUCCAUCUCGAAGGGCAAGGUGCCAAGGCUUCAUGGCUUUGUCGCUGCCGUGGAGAGCUUCCUCAAUGGAUACCUCGCCAAACACGCGGAGGUCGAGAAAAUGCGCCGUGAGAAGAAGGCGGAAUGUGCCGAACUGAUGGCUGAGAUCAAGGUCAGGGUAGUCGCGAUGAAUGGCAGCAGUUCUUUCGUCACCGGUUGUGGUCUGUUGUGUGUUUUGCAGGCCUUCACAUCCUUCCUGAAGCCGCUCGCUGGUGAUGGUGCCAUCCGGUCGGUCACGGUGAGUGGCAGGACUCUCUCUACGACACAGGCGACCGUCGACGAGAUGAGCGACACACUCAGGAACCGAUUCGACUUGUAUGCACACAUGAAACGAACACGCAAGGUUGGUGCUUCCCUUCUGAUGCUACAUGUCUUUCCCUUCAGGUGGCCGGCUCCCAUUGAGGACGUGCCUGUCGACCACGUCCGUCGACUGAUCGACCACUACCGCCGCAAACGCCACGCGGCUGGGGCCGGUGGCGCACAGCUCAGUGUUGGGGUGGAUGUGCCUCUCCGUAUAGCCGGCUCGGUCGAGCAGCACUGGUUCCGCAAGACAGCCACCAUGUACGGCGUCGACUUGUCGAUGCAUGGGCUGUACGGCGUCGACGUGUCGAUGUAUGGGCUGGAGAAGACGCUGCUCAGCGACAGCAGCCUCACGGCGAGCCUGAUGGAGUGUCUACAGGGCGCAGGGGUCGGACAUCCGACCAAGAUCCAACACCGAGGCAGGUCCGUGAGCUGAGGACAUCAGUAUAUCUGCCUGUAGACGGACACGUACAUAUUUGGUGUCCCUUGAUUGUCAGUGCUGGCGACUCAUCGCUGUUUCCCUUCUUCGAACAAGCCGCGAUUCCCUCCCACGUGUGCCUCAUUCGCUUGGGCGAGGCGUCUGUCGUGGGCUGGAUCUACAACAAGCCGGAGCAGGUGAUCCACCUCGUCUCACUGAGCCCCGAGCCCAAGUGCGUGAGGCUGCCGAUUGAUGGGGACCACACAGUCGUUGUCGACAGGAACGCAUCGAUUCGGGUGGGAACGUUGGCACGGUACUUUGGGUUGAGGCUGUACGGAGGCGCUUUCACGUUUCACGGCUUUGGAGGCAAUCCGGACGAUCGUCGGAGAAGAGUUCAUGCUGUGGUUCCUGAACGGGGGCAUUUCUCUGCUGCUGAGGUCUUUGGGCUGCUGUGACAGCGCUUCUUGUCCAUCAGUCGUUUUUCUCGUGUUGCAUGGCUCGACGGACGAAUCUGGGAUCAUGUUUGUUUCGAGUUUGUGUCUGCAAACGUGUUUGUGUCACUGUCGCACGGUGGCGUCACACGUGUGGCGCCGCUUUAUGGGGAAGUGCAGUGCAGUGAUCUUGCUGUCGUGCUAAGCGGCUCACGCAUGGAUGUACGGGCGCUCCAUCUCGUG
Messenger RNA from Vitrella brassicaformis, 2151 nucleotides. The record is from the annotation of a GenBank genome assembly. NCBI's taxonomy places the organism in Eukaryota, Vitrellaceae.